CUGCAAAACUUACUGCUGCAACAAAAGCGUGCUGAUAGGAACUGGGAAGCGUUAGAUCCGAGUUGUUCAGUAUACAGGAACGAAGCAUUACAUGCGAUUAUGGACCGUGUUUGCGAGAUGUGUCAUGAAAUGUUCUCACAUGAACAGAACAGCCUUCGGUCAGAAUGCAGAAAAAACUGCUUCCGGAACAUCAAGUUUCGUCAAUGCCUUGAGCUUUUUUCACCGUUGUCCAGCGGUACUUCACGACGUAGUGUUCCCGACGAACAUGAAGAUAGCAGCGAGCCGAUUUCACACUACCACUUAUUAGAACACUAA
This is a messenger RNA of Anisakis simplex (herring worm), 315 nucleotides long. Lineage: Eukaryota; Metazoa; Nematoda; Chromadorea; Rhabditida; Anisakidae. The record is from the annotation of a GenBank genome assembly.